CAGUUAUCCUUGCUCCACCUGCGUAGAUGGUGGAUUGUCAGAACCAUUAGGGGACACGUGGGAAGGGACGGCGGGGUCAAGGGCCAAUAUCCUCGAGCGAAGCUGGCGAAAUUGAAUCGUGCGUCUCGUCUACGGGUGGCCUGCUUGCGAAGCUGGGACGAGAAACCCGUCGCCAUUUGCCCGUCCACUACGCUCGGCAUGUGAUACGCACCUCUACUCCCUGCUCUUGUUCUGCCCGUGCCCUCGCUGCUCGUUAGAGCGCGUCACGUACACAGGAUUACGCACCACUCGGUCCGAGAUGGAAUGCCCGCAGUAAUAGCGCCAGUCUACUAGACUACGCAGUCUACUUAGCAUGGCCCCCCGAUGAGGAUCUACUAGGUACUGCAGAUGCUAGAAGCGGAGCAGUCUAGAAGGCAUUAAUUCUCGCCGUCGCACUAAAUCUCCGUCUUUCGGCGAUCUUCAGCCAGGCGUGUUAGAACACGGCAUAUUGUUUCAUCGCUUGAUUCACUCAUGGCUGCGGCCGUCAGGUCUCGAGCCCUGAGCUGUUGGGGUCGGGGCGAUGCGAGACACUGGACAUUGUUACCCGUCGCAGCCGUGAUUUUACUAGUAAUUAUUUUCGAGUCGCACCUGUCUGCAGCAGCGUCUGGACUUACGUCUGCUGAACACGCGCGAAUCUCUCGCUCCCUCUCAGCCACCGCCCAAGACGUACCCGUUAUUAACAACUCCGCUACCCCGUCCUGGCCUCCCACAGCGCUCGCAAGCACGCCGCUUUUCCCCUCGAUCUUCCGCGCGUUUGCUCACUUCUCCUUCGAGACGUCUCGGUUCGCUCCACUAGCUAUGUCGAUCAGUGACAUGGCGGAAACAGCAGCGGUCAAUUCGCGGGAGACGGCGGCGGGGGUACCCAGUGCGGGGGUACCCGGGGCGGGGGAACCGGGGGCUGGAGCUGCUCCGAACGAGAAGGCUCAAAAGAUGACGAAAAAGACGGAGGGGUCUGAAUCUGUUUCAGGGGAGUUAGUCUAUCCCUAUUCGACAAAUGCCCAAGUUCGUCUCGACGGACAGUCAGAAAACCCGUUGGCGGCUCUAUCUCCCACCAAUCCCGCUCUCUUCCCCACCAUAGAAUCUCACUUCGCGAUUCUCAGCGGCACGUCGCCCUCCACGAUUGCGACACGUGGACUGAUUGACGACCCGGAGGAGCCGUCACCACCGGCGGCGGGUGCCCGUAGGCGUGGCGGCAAGUCGAGCGCGCUUCCGUACUUCGCCUUCCUCGCUACCGCCGGCCUAUCGUCGCUCAUAAAGCCGCGCCACGAGUCCACUUCCUCCGCGCCAUCCGCCGCGUCCGCAUCAUCCGCCGCAUCAGUGUCGUCUGCGUCGUCCGCGGCAUCCGCGGCAUCCGCACCGCCUGGUGCGCAGAAGCCCGCUGGCGGACCUCCUAACGCUUCCGCUCCUCCGCCUGCGCCCAACACUCCGCCCAAGCCCACACCUUCCACGCUCAAACCUUCCGCGCCCCAACCUUCCGCGCCCAAACCUUCCGCGCCCACACCUUCCGCGCCCACACCUUCCGCGCCCAAACCUUCCGCGCCCAAGUCUUCCACGCCCGCCAGUUCUCCCCCCGUUCCUACUGGCGUUGGUGGCUCAAAGGGGAAUGUGACAAAAACGGAUGCCAGCGGGGGAGCUACCAGCGGGGGAGCAAUCAGUGGGGGAACAAACAGCGGCGGAGCAGCAAGCGGGGGAGCAACCAGCGGCGGAACAACAGGCGGGGUAACAGCCAGCGGGGGAACAACCAGCAGGGGAGCAGCAAGCGGGGCAGUAACCAGCGGGGGAGCAAGCAGUGGGGGUGCGGGUGCAGGAGGCGCUGGCAUGGCGGUGCGCGGAGACAGCAGCAACAGUAACAAUGACAGUAACAGCAGCAGUAGCAGUAACAGUAGCAGCAGCAGCAGUAACAGUAACAGUAGCAGUAGCAGCAGCAGCAGCAGCAGUAACAGUAACAGUAGCAGUAGCAGCAGCAGCAGCAGUAACAGUAACAGUAGUAGAAGCAACAGCAACAGUAACAGUAGCAGCAGCAGCAGCAGAAGUGCCAGCAGCAUCGCGAGUAGUAACAGCCAGAGCAGCAGAGACAGUGCAGCCAGCCAGAGCAGCCAGAAUAGUAAGAGCAGCCAGAACAGUCAAAGCAGCCAGAGCAGUCAAACAAGUCUGACAAGUCAAAGCAGUCAGAGCAGCCAGAGCAGCCAAAAGAGUCAGAAUGGCAGCAGCAACGCAGCUGGCAACUCAGCAGCUGCAGGUAACGGCCCUACUGGUACAACCAACAACAUAGCCGGCUCAACUGUCCCAGACAACACAACAGCCAAUGCAACAGCCAAUGCAACAGCCGGUGCAACGCCCAACGCAACAGCCAGCAGCAGCAGCCCCGGAAAGCCUAUUGUUGGGACCCCCACCCUCCCCAAUGCCACCGUGUCUGGAGGGGUCCCUCCCAUCCCUCCUCUUAUCACCACCAACACUAGCAUCGCCAACAGCAGCAGUGGCGGUGUCAGUGGCAGCAACAACAGCAGCAGUAGCAGCAGCAGCAACAACAACAGCACCAUCAGCAUCAGCAGCAGCAUCGGCAUCAACAACAGCAGCGGGUUCGGCGUGGGCCCUUGGGAUUACCGAGCAGCAGCCACUUUCUACGGCGAGCCAGACGCCACAGGCACCAUGGGAGGCGCAUGCGGUUACGGUAACCUCUACAACACUGGUUAUGGCCUCAUGACAGCAGCAGCAUCUAUUGGUAUUUUCAAUAACGGGUUGCUCUGCGGGGCAUGUUACGAAGUGGAGUGUCUCGGGUCACCAGCUGUGCCGCCCGGUUUCCGCGUGUGCUCGGGAAAGCGCGUGAUUAUAACGAUUACAAAUCUGUGCCCGCCCGGUGGCACCGGCGUGUGUAACGCUCCGCAUCGGCACUUGGAUAUGAGUGAGCCAGCCUGGCAGGUGCUUUCCCCGAUCCGAGGCGCGGGGAUCCUUAAAACGCGUAUGAGGCGCGUUCCCUGCAAGAAAAAAGGCGGGAUAAUCUUCUUAAUGACCGGAAACCCUUACUAUUUGCAAGUUCUGGUGUAUAAUGUGGCGGGAGUCGGGAGUAUAACAGGAUUCGAAGUGGACGACGGGAGUGGGGUGGGGUGGGAAAGGUUCAGGCACAACUGGGGGGGGUACUACUCCAAUAGCAAGAAAUACGGAGGAAGAUCCUUAUCCUUCAGAGUCACUGCAAGCAACGGAGAGGUGCUGACGGUGCGAAACGCUACUCCUGCUGAUUGGUCGCUCGGUGUGGCGUAUCAAAGCAGGCUCAAUUUCAAAGCCAAGCCUAGGGUUCGACCCCCACCACCGCCGCCAAUGCUGCCUCAACCGUCACCACCACCGUUGCCAGUGUCAGAACCAGUGGUGCCACCACCAGCAGCAGGAACCGCUGCAGCAGCAGCAGCACCAGCAGCAGCCACAACAGCACCAGCAGGAGCAGCUGCCGUAUCUAGUAGUGUGACGGUCCCUCCUGGCCAGGUGCCUGGCCAGCCGAGGGAGUUCACACCGCUAGUUGGACCAUCAACCAGAGCGGGGUUACAGGCGCCAGUGUAUGCAGGAACGCGCGAUAAGCUAGAUCCGAAGCAACCUUCAAGUGGUAGAAUAACACUAGAUGAUGACCCAUUGUUCAGCAGUUACAUUGAAGUUACAGUGGGGCUGCAUGAAUGAGCCGGUAUAUUUGUAUAUUAAUCUGUUAUUUGUAUAUCUCCCAA
Molecule: messenger RNA, 3749 nt
Organism: Closterium sp. NIES-67
Lineage: Eukaryota; Viridiplantae; Streptophyta; Zygnematophyceae; Desmidiales; Closteriaceae
Source: the annotation of a GenBank genome assembly